Molecule: messenger RNA, 3405 nt
Organism: Pungitius pungitius (ninespine stickleback)
Lineage: Eukaryota; Metazoa; Chordata; Actinopteri; Perciformes; Gasterosteidae
Gene: fmnl1b
Product: formin-like 1b
Exons: 27
Coding region: 234-3296 (1020 amino acids)
Biological process (GO): regulation of cell shape; cortical actin cytoskeleton organization; cell migration
Cellular component (GO): cytosol
Molecular function (GO): small GTPase binding; actin filament binding
Source: RefSeq, a predicted model, not a curated record
AUAAUGCAUCGGGAUCUCAUUCAGAGGCACGUGUGGAUUUCACCUGUUUGCUUUAUCCUGUUCGAGAACAUGGACGUGUACUGAGCGGUGCUGGAGUUGAUAGACCGGGGGUCAUGGAAGGAGCCAAAGGUCAUGGGGCCACAGCCUCAAACUAUCAAUAAAUAGAUAAAAAUCCCUUUUAGCUGAGGCAGGUUUUUGGAGAGUAUUUCCUUGUAUCUGUUGUAUUUGCGACCAUGGGAAACGCAGCAGGGAACCUGGAGCUUCCUCAGGGGAAGGAGGGCUCCACAGGACCCCCGAGACAAAUGGGGAUCAAACUACCGAUGCCAACCGAGGAGGAACUGGAGCAACGCUUCAGCGAAGUGCUGAGCACGAUGAAUCUUCCUCCAGACAAGGUGGAGAUCCUCAGUCACUACGACAGCGAGAAGAAGUGGGAUCUGAUCUGUGACCAGGAGCGGUUUCAAGUGAAGAAUCCCCCAUCGGCGUAUCUGGAGAAGCUGAAGAGCCACCUGGAUCACGGGGGGGUCGGACGGAAGUUUAAGAGACGCGUCCAGGAAUCCACGCAGGUCCUCAGAGAGCUGGAGAUCUCCCUGAGGACCAACUACAUCGGUUGGGCUCAGGAGUUCCUGAACGAGGAGAACCACGGCUUGGACGUCCUGGUGGACUAUCUGUCCUUCGCCCACAGUGCCGUCACGUACGAGGCGGACGCCUUGGAGGACGGCACGCCGCCCGCCGACAAGAAGUCCGUGGAGGAUCUGAGCAGAAGUGCCAGUAACUCACCGACUCACAGCGGCUCCAAGGCCAGCAAGGCCUUCACAGUGAGGAAGGGGAGGAGCUCCCGGGUGUCGGGUCAGCGUGACGAUGUUCACCUGUGCAUCAUGUGUCUACGUGCCAUAAUGAAUUAUCAGUCUGGGUUCAACCAGGUGAUGAAGCAUCCCCACUGUGUCAACGAGAUCACGCUCAGCCUCAACAACAGAAACCCCAGGACGAAGGCGUUGGUGCUGGAGCUGCUGGCCGCCGUAUGUCUGGUGAGAGGAGGCCAUUACAUCAUCCUCUCCGCCUUCGACAGCUUCAAAGAGGUGUGUGGAGAGAGAAGUCGGUUUGAGAAGCUCAUGGAGUAUUUUGGCCACGAAGACAACAACAUUGACUUCAUGGUGGCGUGCAUGCAGUUCAUCAACAUCGUGGUCCACUCGGUGGAAAACAUGAACUUCAGGGUCCACCUCCAGUACGAGUUCACUCAGCACGGGCUGGACGAUUUGCUCGAGAGGUUAAAGUUCACGGAGAGCGACCGGCUGCUGGUGCAGAUCCAGGCCUACCUGGACAAUGUGUUCGAUGUGGGCGCUCUGCUGGAGGACGCCGAGACCAAGAACGCUCUGCUGGAGCACAUGGAAGAGCUGCAGGAGCACAACACACUGCUAAGCUCCAGGCUGCAGGAGAGCGAGAGGGAGGCCGCGCAGAAAGCGUCCCAGAUGGAGAAGAAGCUCCUCCAGGCCACCAAGACGGCGGAGCUCCUGAAGGAGAGCCUCCAGGAAUCCCGCCUCCAGGUGACUCUCCUGCAGCAGCGAGAGAGGGAGAGAGAGCUGCAACGUGAGCGGGAGAGAGAGGGGGAGAUGGAGAGGGAUCGAUCCACCGAGGCCCUGAGGGAGCUGGAGGUCAAAGUUCAGGCUCUGGUGGAGCGGGGCCUGCUCCGACUGGAUCGAUCCUCCUCGGGACACCUGGACGUCCAGGUGGUCCAGGCAGAGACGCAGAAAGAGACGAGCAGUGAAUCCAGGGACGAAGGCGACUCGGGUAAGAAGCAGGAGGCGUGUCCUCUCCCCCCUGCGGUGGUGCAAGCUCCUCCACCACCACCUCCUCCUCCGCCUCCUCCUCCUCCAGCGGCUCCACCUUCAUCAGGAGAAGGGACUGGUCUCAAGAAGAAGAAGCCGAUUCAAACCAAGUACCAGAUGCCGCUGUUGAACUGGCAGCCGCUGAAGUCCAACCAGGUGGCAGGUACCAUCUUCAGCGAGCUGGACGACGACCAAGUUCUCCAGGAGCUGGACAUGGCGACUUUUGAGGAGCAGUUCAAGACCAAGGCCCAGUCGGCCCCCGUGGAGCCGGGGACUCUGAAGAUGAAGCCGGUCCACAAGCCCCCCAGCCGGGUGUCUCUGAUGGAGCCCAACAGGGCCAAGAACCUGGCCAUCACACUGCGCAAGGAAGGAGUGGCCGCCUCCGACAUCUGCUGCGCCAUCGAGACGUACAACCUGAGAGCUCUAAGCCUGGACUUCCUGGAGCUGCUGGAGCGCUUCAUCCCCUCGGAGUACGAGACCAAGCUGAUCCACGGCUACGAGUGUGAGGGCAGGCCCCUGGACGAGCUCGCCGAGGAGGACCGCUUCAUGCUGCGCUUCAGCAAGAUCCCGCGGCUCCGCCAGCGAAUCAGAACGCUUACCUUCAUGGGCAACUUCCCCGAGAGCGUGCAGCUGAUCCAGCCGCAACUAAACGCCAUCAUCGCCGCCUCCAUGUCGAUUAAAUCCUCCGGCAAGCUGAAGAAAAUCCUCGAGAUCAUCUUGGCAUUUGGGAACUUCAUGAACAGCAGCAAGCGAGGAGCCGCGUACGGCUUCCGCCUGCAGAGCUUGGACCUGCUGUUGGACAUCAAGUCUACGGACCGGAAACAGACGCUGCUUCACUUCAUGGUGGGCGUCGUGCAGGAGAAGUACCCCGAGGUCCGCUGCUUCUUCAGCGAGCUGCACUUCCUGGAGAAGGCGGCGCAGGUCUCCCUGGACAGCGUCCUGCAGGACGUUGGCGCUCUGGAGCGCGGCAUGGAGGUCACCAGGAGGGAGUCCUCGGUGGAAGGAGACAGCCCCGUGCUGCAGGACUUCCUCAGCAGGAACGCCGCGCCGCUUCGCUCGCUCGCCGCCGACGGAAGAACCGCCCAGGAUGUUUACGACUCGGCCGUGGAGUACUUCGGGGAGAACUCCAAGACGACGCCGCCCUCAGUCUUCUUCCCGGUUUUUGUCAGGUUCAUCCGGGCGUACCAGCAAGCGGAGCUGGAGAACGAGCAGAGGAUGAAGGUCCCGAGCGCUGAAGCUCCAUCAACUCCACCCGAAGUCACGGGCAAAAGGGUCGGUGCGGCGUCCAGACCGCCUCAGACGGAUCUGAUAGCGGAGCUGAAGAGGAGGCAGGUGUCUCCCCUGGUGAGGGAGGGCAAGGACGGAGCCAUCGAGGACAUCAUCACAGCUCUUAAGUCUGUGCCCUUCACAGCUCGCUCUGCCAAACGUUCCUCGCGGCUCUUCUGCGACUCGGUCUUCAGUGACGAGAUUUAAGGAAUCAGCCGUACAGACGGACGGACGGAGGCAGACGAAGCUUCAAAUGGACACCAGGACAACAGCUGCACGUGUCCUCAGACAUCUCCCUCUGAGGACACCACCGGGC